Messenger RNA from Sebastes umbrosus (honeycomb rockfish), 3679 nucleotides. RefSeq names its product WD repeat domain 75 (gene wdr75). The record is from RefSeq and is a predicted model, not a curated record. Gene Ontology annotation, biological process: positive regulation of rRNA processing; positive regulation of transcription by RNA polymerase I. The transcript has 21 exons. Bases 72 to 2582 code for a protein of 836 amino acids. Gene Ontology annotation, cellular component: nucleolus. Gene Ontology annotation, molecular function: RNA binding; protein binding. Lineage: Eukaryota; Metazoa; Chordata; Actinopteri; Perciformes; Sebastidae.
CUCCUUAGCAACCGGUGAACGAACACAGAGAGUCAGAGGUCAGAGGUCAGAGGUGAAAGUGUAGUAGCAGCAUGGUUGAACACGGGGAUAUCCGCGUGGUUCACCGAGGAGGCAGUAAAAUAAACUCCAGCGAGCCUGUCAUCACCAAUGAUUCAAGGUUCCUGCUGUGCGCCUCAGGAGAGUGUGUGAAGGUAUUCAGCACCUCCACAGAGGAGUGUGUCCACGACCUGCGGGGGCACACCGACCUGGUGACAGGUGUGCUGCUCAAACCCUCCAACCACCUGCAGGUCUACUCUUGCUCAGCAGAUGGCACUGUCAGACUCUGGGACUUCACAGAUGGCAUCCUUAUUAAGACUUAUGUCAUUGGACACCCAGUUUACUCCAUCUACGCAUCUGCAAACCAUGAAGGAGUCUUCUUUAUCGUUACUCCCAUGCUAAGUGACAAACGAUCUGAGUUGUUCCAGCUGGUUGCGGUACAUCUUCCGCAGAGCGGAGAUCAGCUGGUGGAGACCCGAGAGCUUUCUGCUGUGCUCAGCGACGUCAGCUCCAACUCAGCGGCCAUCGUCUUCGGCAGAGGGGGGGAAUAUAUUGCUUCAGCUAAAGGUUUGCAUCUGGAUGUCUACUUCUUCAAGAAGCAGAAGUCAUACAGGUUCUCCCUCAAAGAAGACAACAAGAAGGGAGGCAAGAACACAUUCACGUGUGUCGCCUGUCAUCCAAAAGAUGACUGCAUUGCCACCGGGCAUGAAGACGGCAAGAUUCGCUUGUGGAGAAACUUCAACCACAAGAAGGAGUACACAUACUCCACCCUGCACUGGCACCACAGUGCUGUCGGCUCACUGUGCUUCACCCCAGAAGGCACCAACCUGUUGAGUGGAGGCUUGGAGUCCGUGCUCGUACAAUGGCGAUACAACCAAGAGAGCCAGCGGGACUUCCUGCCCCGCUUGGGUUCUGCCAUCACACACAUCGCUGUUUCACCUGAUGGAGCACUGUUCUGUACAUCACACAGUGAUAACAAGAUUACGAUCAUCCAGAGUUGUGUUAAAGUAUCAGCAGUCAUUCAGGGCCUGGUCAAAGGAGAAAGUGUCAGGACAGACUUGAUGGUGGACCCACGCAGCAAAUCCCUGGUGCUGAACGGGAAACCAGGCCACCUGCAGUUUUACUCCCUCCAAAGAGACAAACUGCUGUACAACCUGGACAUAGUGCAGCAGGAGUACAUCUAUGAGUCGGGCUUGGAUCAGUUUGAGGUGGUCAAGGCGGCCUUUGAUGCCUCUGGCAACUGGCUGGCAACAGUGGAAGAAAGAAAACAGAAAGUUGCUGAGCUGGAGCUUAACUUGAAACUGUGGGCAUUUGAUGAACAAACACAGAGUUUUGUGCUGAACACGACCAUCUCGGCCCCCCACGAGGACCGGAUUACAGCCAUGUGUUUCUGCCACGCCACCGACAGCCAGACCACCAUGCUGGUUUCCAUCAGCAAGGACGGACACUUCAAAGCCUGGCAGCUGACCCCACCAGCCCACACAGACGCAGAUGAAGGUCCUUCCUGGUCGUGUGAUUUUGUCGGAGACUAUCGCGGCCUGGUGCCCGAGUGCUGCUGUUUCUCAGCCGAUGGCUCUCUGCUGGCCGUCAGCUUUCAGGAGGUGGUGACUGUGUGGAGCCCGGCUUCCUGGGAGCUCCUGACUACUCUGUCCCAGCCACCCAAAGCUAUCAGGGAUCUUUGUUUUGGGCGACUAAGCUGUUCCAAGUAUCUGCUGGGAACCACCGCCAACAACCUGCUCUGCUGCUGGAACCUCCUCACCUGCUCAUUGGAGUGGAGCACCUCGAUGGACAUCAGCCUGCUGCUGGCUGACCCCCUCACCGAGAACAUGGCCGCCUUCUGCUGUCAGGCUGGAUGCACCGACUUGUUUGUGUUUAAGCCCAGCGAGCCUCGGCCAGUGUUCUCCCAUAAGGCCGUGUGCUCGGGGAAGGUGACUCGUGCUGUUUUUGCCCCGAGGGAGGAGAUGCUGGAGAGCUGUGAGGAGAGCAGCCAGUGGCUCAACCGCUCCCAGCUGUACUUCCUCACUCAGCACAUGGACCUCAUGACAUUCACCACUAAGGCAGAGGAAGACAGACUGAUGGCAUCCAGCAAACAGCUUGUAAUCGAUGACAGUGUUGCCAUGACACCGUUCUACCUGUUGCUGGGGAAACACCGGCAACAGGAAAAUGAAGACCCGCUGAGCAGCCUGUCUGCUGAGAGGACACCUCUACCACAGGGCUCUGUCGCUAUCAGAGAGCUUCUGCAGACCCCGGCCCACGUCUUGCCAUCUACCUCUUUCCUCUGCUCAAUGUUUGUACAGUCUCUGCUCAUCUCCGUGACAGAAGCCAGGGAGGAAAACAAACACGCAGAGGAGGAAAUGGAGAGCGAGAAAGAGGAAGAGGAUUCAGAGGGGGAAAUGGAAUCCAGCACCCCGAGACCAGAGCAGGCGUCACUGGGCGGCCAGGCGGCAGAGUCGACAGCCCCCGCUCUGACCAAAGCCCAGGUUAGGGAACUGAGGAGGGUGAAGAAACUUGACCACAGCUGGCUCACAGAUCUCCUGCACCCUUGAACACGACCCUGUACAAAGACACUCACACAGAAACGGCGCCUAUAGAAAGUUUUUUAUUAAUUUUACGCCAUUAAAUCAGAAUGGAUUUCUUCUGGAAAAAGAAAAAAACAAUGUCAAAGGGGCAAAACAGAAAAUAUUUGAUUGCAUAACUAUCCACUCCUUAAGCAGCAAUUCCAACCUUGAGUCAAGUUUGUAUCGGGUUACACAUUUAAAGAAUAAAAAAAUAAAAAAUGUUCUCAGUGAAACUGCUGAGGCUCGUGUGAACAGCAGGUUUCAAGUCUUGCCAUGAACUCUGGACUGCAUUGAGGUCUGGAUUCUGACUCCAGAAUAUUAACAUCAGUAUUUAGUGCCAUGUCUGUUUUAGCUUUGACUGCAUGUUUGUGGUUGUUUGUAGUCUUGUUGGAAAAUAAGUCUUUUCCCAAGUCACAGUUCUCUUACAGACUGCAGUAAGUUGAUUUCUCUGUAUUCCGCUUCAGUUCCAGGGCUUCAAAUAUCAAAUUUGCAACAUGCUAGCUGUCCCCUUUCUCUUCUUGUGACACUUCAUAGACCAACACUAUACAAACCACACACAAGCAUGCAAGAGCUCUAUAAGCGGUUACAGAUAAUGGAUGGAUGGAUAUGUGUUUUUUUCAGCAAUUCAUAAUUUCUUUUCUCACAUUAGCUGAGCUAUUCCACAAUCUUUCCCUGUUUGGGAAUCACUGAUCUUCACGAUGUAGUUUUGGACAGGAUAUUAAAUAACAUCCACCUGGGUGUGCCACACAUAGCUUUAUUUAACUGCCAUGCCUUGAUUAAAAUAGACUGGCUGCACCAGUGGUGAUUUUGUUCUGUCACAGUAAAGGGAUUGAAUACUUAUGCAAUCAUUUAUUUUGGUCCAUUUCUGGAGUGAUUUUUUUUUUAUUGCACAUUAAAGUAUUUUAGUUUUUUAUUGAUCAAUGUAAAAAAAAAAAAAAAAAAAAAAGAUGGGAUCCACUGUGAUUCAAUGUAAAAACCAGAAAAAGGCCAAGGGUGUGGCAAAAACCUUCUAUAGGCGCUGUAUGCAUGCACACACAUUUUUCUAUACUUCUAUAAAUUUAAUAAAACAAUGUCAGCCUUUCUUA